AUGCUUUUUUUUUUUCUUUCAAUUUCAAAUAUAAGGCUUAUUCAUUAUUUCUUUCUUAACGUCUUCAAUGUAGAGAGAAAGCGAAACGUGGGCGUGUCACCCCAGGUGUGGGUUAACUCUGCUAUGGCUGUGUUUUUUGACCACCCGCUUAAUGUUAAUUUGGAGGGUGCCUUCACCCACACAGUAUGGCAUCCCAAGGAUCAAAUGUUGGCUGUGGGCAUACUCUUUGAUGAUGACAGCGGGGGAGGAGUCUUCAUAUUCAAUGAAGUGGGAGAACUAGUUGAAAUUGAUCCCCUAAAAAGAAGUUACACCGUGUCUGUUUUAGAAUGGCACCCAACAAAACUUAUUUUGGGUAUAGCAUGGAAGGACAGUAGUAUUUAUAUAUGGAAUUUGGAGAGCAAAGAUUGGUCUCAAACACAGUCUUUGCAUAAAGCAUCAGUUACAGCUUUACAAUGGAGUUCUUUUGGAACAAGAAUUGCAUCUGGGGAUGAGGCAGGAAUGGUGUUUGUUUGGAAAAUUGAUUCUAAAGGUCGUCCACUUGCAAAGCCAUUGUGCCAAGAAAAUCUUCCAGAACCAAUUCAUCAAAUUAUUCUUCAACCUCCUGAAAAUCCAGAUUCUUAUGUAGAAGUACGUAAUCUUGUGAGAGCAGCUGUCAGUGGAGAUCAAAAAGCCCUCGAUAUGUUUGACUGGAAAGAAGGCAAAAAUGACAUGAAAUUUGCUUCCUUUUUUGGACUUUCAGAAUCUGUGAAUUUCUUUUUGGGUGGAGCCAGUGGUGGAGUGUACCAUCUUUUGGAAAGUGGAGACUGCAUCCAAUUGUUUUCAGUGGAAAGUCAAAUUAUGAAGUUGAUGUUUUAUACUGAAAAAAACAUUCUGGUCACAUUGACAAGUAAUUUGAUGUUAAGUCAACACACCAUUGAAAAAGGACAACAAACUAGGGAAAUUAUGAGGGUCAAACUGAGUGGGAAACCAGAAGACCCAAAUGUCGUCUGGGCAGGAAAAGGGAUUCUGGCCAUGGCCACUGGAGAAAAUGUUCUCAGAAUGUUUGAUUUGGAUCAUGAGGAAAAUUAUUUACUGAGUCUUGAGAAUCAUCCUGGUUAUGUUUCAAAUGAACAAAUCCUCUGUGUAGAUUAUUGUAAGAAAAAAGGAAUUGUUGCUGCUGGCACUCAAAUGGGUAAUGUUGCCAUGUGGAAAUAUUCCUCUUUUACACCUCCAACAGUUUCCCAAAAAGUUGAUGGAGAAACAAAAUGGAAAUUGCAGUCUCCAAUUUCUGUCAAUGGGCCUGUCAGACAUCUUAUGUGGAGUUUGCCAAAGAAUUUACUUUGUGUUAAUCUGUGGAGUUCUGCCCUGAUCCUCAGUGAAAAUGUCAUGUGUUUUUGUUUUAAUAAACAGAUAUCAGUGGUUCAAAUGAGUCCAACUACAAUAUCAAUUGAAGUUUUUACAAAUGGCAAAAAACAAACAGUAAAAUGUGAGAUGAAAGUGAAAGGAAUUUACACAACAAAGGAUGCACUUGCCGUAUGGAAUGGAAAACAAAUUCAUGUUUAUGAAUAUUCUGCGGAUAAUUCUUACGUCAAACCUGUUGCUAAUUUUGGAACUGAUUCCAUGAAUGUGUGCAUUUUUGAACAAAGUAUUCUUGUGAUUGAACAAUUUGCAGUCAAAGUGAAAACAUUCCAGGGUACAGUAAAACAAGUGCUUGAAUUUACCGAAAUUGAUGGUCAGCCUAUCUGCAUGGAUAUCAGUGAGCAUUUUAUGGCUGUUGCUACUGCCAAUGGAAUAAUUCGACUUUUUGAUUUGUCUAAGAGAAAAAUCCGCCCACAUGCAGUUCCAAAAAGCUUGAAAGGGUUAAUACCAGAUCUUGGCUACAUUUCCUCAAUUAAAUGCAGUUGUACGGGCAAUCAAGUCAGCAUUUUGUGUGUCAAGGGUGAUGGCAGUCCGGACAGUAAACUUUAUAUUUGGGACGUUGAAUCUGACAAUGUUCAGUUUUUUAAUUUUGCAACUGGUUGGGGAGAACAAGAUGAAAACAGCCCAAGAUCCAGUGAAGAGGAUGAAGAUGGAUCUCCAAUGAGUGAUGCCAACAGAAGCAAAAGCCGAGCUGCAAAAGAUGUGUCGGGUCGAUAUCCAAUCUCACAUUUUUGGGAUCCCAAAGAACAACGAUUGCUUUGCUGUGAAGCAAAACUUAUUCACAAAGAACCUGAAAUGUCAAAACCAGGAAGUCCCAAAAGCAACGAUAAUGAUUCCAAUGAUUCUUUUGGAAUGGUGGAAAUUAUGAUUGUUUCUCUGUUCAGCACGACAGACAAUGGAAUUUUGAUUCAGGAAAAUAUUUCCCUCCAAGAACCUUAUAAAUACCUUAUUGGAAUUGAAGUUCCCUAUUACUACCUUCUAAAAUCGUCAAGUGAGGAAGAAUCAAAUUUUAGCAAUGAUAUCAACAAAAAAGACGGCCAUGUCUCAUCAUUGGUGGCUCAGCUCACAAUGCGAGAUUUUAUUGGUUUGGAGUCAAGCGACAAAAACACUCAAGACGCAAUGAUGGAUUUUAGUUUUCAUUUGGCCAUUGGAAAUAUGGACGAAGCAUUCAAAGCAAUCAAACUUAUCAAAAGUGAAUCUGUUUGGGAGAACAUGGCAAAGAUGUGUGUGAAAACACAACGUUUGGAUGUAGCCAAGGUGUGCCUGGGUAAGAUGGGUCAUGCUCAGGGAGUGCGAGCCUUGAACAGGGUAAUGGCAGAACCCGAACUUGAAGCCAGGGUUGCAAUGCUAGCCUUGCAUCUCAAUAUGGUUGAAGAUGCAGAAAGAUUGUUCAAGAGUUGCAAACGGUUUGAUUUGUUGAACAAUUUCUACCAAAAUUGUGCAGAAUGGAAAAACGCAUUGGAAGUUGCUGAGUUGCAUGACCGUGUUCAUCUGAGAAGUACUUAUCACACUUUUGCCAAACACUUGGAAGCAAAAGGUUCAACAAGCACAGCCAUUGAAAAUUACAAGAAAGCAGAAACACAUGUCUAUGAAGUGCCACGUAUGCUGUAUAACAAUCCUGUACAGUUGCAAGAAUAUAUUCAGAAGAGUAAAGACAAGGCCUUGUAUAAGUGGUAUGCCCAAUACCUGGAGAGCAUUGGAGACUUGAAACAAACCAUCCAAUAUUAUGAAAUUGCCCAGGAUUACCUGUCUCUUGUGCGAGUGUUCUGUUUUCAAGGAGAGAUAACCAAGGCUUGUGAAAUUUGCAAUGAAUCUGGGGAUCGUGCAGCUUGCUAUCAACUUGCUCGUCAAUAUGAAAUGCAAGGAGACAUAAAACAGGCUAUUAAUUUCUUCACUCGGUCAGAAACUUAUGGAAAUGCAAUCCGCUUAUGCAAGGAACACGGGUUCGAGGACCAGAUUUUGAAUCUUGCUUUGUUGGGUCAACCUGAAGAUAUGGUUGAAGCUGCAAGAUAUUUUGAGCAAAAACCAGGAAUGGAAGGAAAUGCUGUCAUGUUGUAUCAUAAGAGAUUUGUAAAUGGCAAUAAAAUGAAAGAAAAUAACGUCUCAUUGAAUCCCUUUGACUUUGACAAUCUUCAUUCAAACAUCUCUCUCUCUCUCAUGCUCUUUCCAUGUCUCUCUCAUGCUAUUUCCUUCUCUCUCUCUCUCUCUCGUGCUGUUCUCUCUCUCUCAUGCUGUUCUCACUCUCUAUCUCUUUCUCUCUCGUACUGUUAUCUCGUGCUCUUCUCACUCUCUCUCUCUCUCGUGCUCUUCUCACUCUCUCUCUCUCUCGUGCUCUUCUCACUCUCUCUCUCUCUUGCUCUUCUCACUCUCUCUCUCUCUCGUGCUCUUCUCCUCUCUCUCUCUCUCGUGCUCUUCUCACUCUCUCUCUUGCUCUUCUCCUCUCUCUCGUGCUCUUCUCCUCUCUCUCUCUCUCUCGUGCUCUUCUCACUCUCACUCUCUCUCUCUCGUGCUCUUCUCACUCUCAUCUCUCUCUCUCUCUCGUGCUCUUCUCCUCUCUCUCUCUCUCUCACUCUCUUCUCUCUCUCUCUCUCUCUCUCUUCUCACUCUCUCUCUCUCUCUGCUCCUCCUCUCUCUCUCUCUCUCUCUGUGCUCUUCUCUCUCUCUCUCUCGUGCUCUUCUCUCUCUCUCUCUCUCGUGCUCUUCUCACUCUCUUUCUCUCGUGCUCUUCUCACUCUUUUUUACUCUGUCGUGCUUUUCUCACCCUCUCAUGCUUUUCUCUCUCUCUCAUGCUCUUCUCUCUCGUGCUCUUUUUCUCUCUCUCUUGUGCUCUUUCUCUCUCUCGCGUGCUCUUUUUCUCUCUCUCUCUUGUACACUUUUUCUCUCUCUCAUGCACUUCUCUCUCUCUCUUGUGCUCUUUUUCUCUCUCUCUCAUGCUCUCUCUCUCACAUUUUAGUCAAUCCUCUCUGUCUCUGUUUUCAAUACUUUGGACUCCCACAUGAUUAUUUUCUUUCCAGUGCUUCUUUCCUCCUCCAAAUGUGCCCAAUGAAUUGCAGUCUUGCUGGUAAUUUUUCCAAAGCCCUCGAAUUGUCUUUUAACAGCAAACAAUUUGGUGCCUUACAAACCAUUUCUGCAGAACUGGAUGAAAGAGCUGACCCUGAGCUCUUGGAACGAUGUGCUGAGUUCUUUCUGGAGAAUUCUCAGUAUGAUAAAGCAGUCGAACAUUUAGCAAUGGCUAAAAAGUAUUGGGAUGCGAUCAAAUUGGUGGUGGAGCAAAACAUUCCUAUGACUACUGAACUGGCUGAGAAGCUGACUCCUUCCAAGGGACCAAACGAGGCUAACAACACAGAACGCUUGAAGAUCUUGGAAGCGAUUGGCAAAAUAUGCACACACCAAGGAGAAUAUCACAUGGCAACAAAAAAAUUCACACAGUCUGGCAACAGAGUCAAGGCAAUGAAAUGUUUGUUGAAAUCUGGUGAUACAGAAAAGAUUUCAUUUUUUGCCACAGUUUCACGUCAAAAAGAAAUUUACAUCAUGGCUGCUAAUUAUUUACAAUCAUUGGAUUGGAUGAAAGAUCCGGAAAUCAUGAAAAACAUAGUCACGUUUUAUACAAAAGGAAAAGCAAUGGACUCUCUGGCUGCUUUCUAUGAUAUGUGUGCCCAGGCUGAAAUAGAUGAGUAUCAGAAUUAUGAAAAAUCACUUGGUGCCCUUGGAGAAGCAUAUAAAUGUUUACAGAAGGCAUUGGAAGGGGAUAGUGAUUGUUCCCCAGUGCAGAAAAGAAUGGAUGACCUCAAACAGAAGAUUAUCUUAAUCAGAAAGUUUGUUAAUGCACGCAAAAUUUAUGCUGACAAUCCUGAUGAUGCUGUCAAACAGUGCCUUAGUCUUUUGGAAGAACCUGACCUUGAUAUUUCUGUACGUGUAGGAGACGUCUAUGCAUUUUUGAUUGAACACUAUGCCUGCCAAGAGAAAUGGAAUGCUGCGUACAAUCACAUUGAAGAAUUGAUGGGUAAAGUGCCAAAUGCAAACAUUACUUAUUACGUCAGCCCAAAGACAGUUGAGCUAACCUAUCAACAACUGGGGAUGGCAGUUAGACUUUCGAGAACUCUCCUCCCACGAACGUUACUAGUGAGGAAGGAAUUCGAAUUUCUUUCAAAGAAACAAAUACAUCUUAUAUUUCGCUUUUCUCUUUCUUUUCUUUUCGCUUUCUUUUUUCUUUCUUUUCUUUUUACUUUCUUUUCUCUUUUCUUUCUUUUCUUUUCAUCUUCUUUUCUUUUUUCUUUUCUUUUUCUUUCUGGGUGUAAAAACUUAUAG
Messenger RNA from Acanthosepion pharaonis, 5706 nucleotides. The record is from the annotation of a GenBank genome assembly. Lineage: Eukaryota; Metazoa; Mollusca; Cephalopoda; Sepiida; Sepiidae.